Molecule: messenger RNA, 1011 nt
Organism: Tripterygium wilfordii
Lineage: Eukaryota; Viridiplantae; Streptophyta; Magnoliopsida; Celastrales; Celastraceae
Product: protein FAR1-RELATED SEQUENCE 4-like
Exons: 3
Coding region: 1-1011 (336 amino acids)
Biological process (GO): regulation of DNA-templated transcription
Source: RefSeq, a predicted model, not a curated record
AUGGCAAUAAGGUUGGAGUAUGAUAAUCCAAGCCAAGAAGAAGUUGGAUCAACAUCCGAGCAAGUUGGAUCAACAUUCGAGCAAGAUUUUACUGAUGAAUUUACAACAGAUACGAUAUUCCAGUCUCGAGAAGAAUUAAUCCAAUGGGCACGUCAUAUUGGACAAAAUCUUGGGUUCAUUGUGAUCAUCUUAAGAUCGGAAAUUGGAGGUCCUGGAAAGCGUCACAAAUUGUUAAUGACAUGCGAGUGUAGUGGAAAUUAUAGAUCCUUGAAGAACUCGACUAAACUUACAGGGUCUAAGAAAUGCAAUUGCCCAUUUCAAUUGAAAGGAAUAAAAUUGGAAACCGAUGAUGAUUGGAUGAUCAGGGUCCUUAGUGGAAUUCAUAAUCAUUCAAUAGCAGUUUACAUGGAAGGACAUUCGUUUGCUGGUAGACUCUCAACUGAGGAAAACAAUAUUAUGAUUGAUAUGUCAACGAAUUUGGUGAAGGCACGCAACAUAUUGUCUACACUAAAGAGCAAAGAUCCAGAGAAUGUCUCCACUAUAAAAACAAUCUACAAUGCUCGCCAAAAGUAUCGAGUUGCAGAAAAGGUGGGUAAGUCUCAAAUGCGACAACUUCUCCAUAAAUUGAGCGAGCACGAGUACAUAUAUUUCUAUCGCGCUAAUGAUGAGACUAAUGAGCUUCAAGAUUUAUUUUUCCCUCAUCCACGCUCGUUAGAUAUAUUGCCUGCCUUUCCAUUUGUUUUGUUAAUGGAUUCCACUUACAAGACAAACAGGUUUCGUAUGCCACUUUUUGAGAUUGUUGGUGUAACAUCAACCGAGAAGACAUUUUCUGUAGCAUUUGUCUUGCUCCAAUCAGAGAAUGAAGAUAAUUACACUUGGGCACUGAGUUGUUUGCGCUCCAUGAUAGAUCAAUGUCUAUUGCCAAGGGUUAUUCUCACCGAUAGAGAAUUAGCUUUAAUGAAGGCAAUUGCAUGUGUCUUCCCUGAGGCUACUGCUCUCCUUUGUCGAUGA